Molecule: messenger RNA, 2102 nt
Organism: Biomphalaria glabrata
Lineage: Eukaryota; Metazoa; Mollusca; Gastropoda; Planorbidae
Product: coiled-coil-helix-coiled-coil-helix domain-containing protein 2-like
Exons: 5
Coding region: 121-537 (138 amino acids)
Biological process (GO): mitochondrion organization
Cellular component (GO): mitochondrion; nucleus
Source: RefSeq, a predicted model, not a curated record
AACAUCUUUCCACAAAUAUAAUUUUUAAAAAUAAAGUGAGGACUCUUCAACAUUAUUUACAUAGGGAGGGCUUUGCCCUGGGUUGUGUUUGAUGCCCACUUUGUCGGUGCCUUGCUCGCCAUGCCUCGUGGCAGGGGAAGAACAGGAGGUGGGAGAGCCGGUCCCAGCUCACCAAGGAGGGAAAAUCCAUCUCCACAGCCAACUCCCAAAGCAACACCGCCAAGGUCGCCACCAGUAUCAAAAGCUCCAACCUUUUCACCCGGAGGAAUGGGAAGCACCAUCGUAGGCUCUUUAAUUGGGUCAACUCUGGGCUCAGUUCUUGGCAACGCCAUAUCCGCGCGGAUGUGUGAAGGCAGAGAUCCGGACACUGGGGAAUGGAAAGAUAAAAAUAAGGUGGAUACUAAUCCUUGCAAGAGGGAAUUGGAUAUACUAUUUGACUGUGCUAGAAAUACCGAUGAUCCGAGCUCAUGCAAGCUAGAGAUGGAUUUGUUAAAGAAAUGCGCAGACAAGAACAAAGAUUACUUUGAUAGGAAAUAGCUAGAGCGAAAAAAGAAACUGAAAAAAGAACUUACUUGAAGACAAGUGAAAAGCACAUCUUAUGGAGAACACCUUAAAUAAAUAAAAACAAUUAAAGCGAUUUACUGAAAGAACUUAAUUUAAAAGAUUUGUUGAAUGUAUACAUGAAUACAACUAAGUUCAAUUCUAUAAUUGAUAAAUAGGAUACAAUUCAAUAUAUAACUAGUUGGACUAGAGAAACACAUUUUUACCUAAAAUGUUACAGUGUAUAAUUUGUAAAAAAACUGCCAGUGGUAUGCAUGUACUGUUCAAUCUCCCUGAGACAUUCAUAAGUGUUUAUAGAGUUCCCUCUAAAGAAUGAGCAUAACAUCUCUGGGGACUCUGGUGCCUACACCAUUCAUUUUUGUUAAGAGUUCAACUAAUCUUCUUUAAGAGUCUAAACAUCAUUCAUUUUUGUUGGAGAGUUCAACUAAUCUUCUUUAAGAGUCUAGCUACAUAUUUUAUGCUGUUACAGCUUUGGCAAUGAAAGCCUUAUUAUUGGGGGAAUGUUUUUUCUUAGUUUUAAUUCCCAGAUGUCAGAACAAAAAAAAUUUUUUUGUUAAUUUCACAAAUAAAAAUUGAAAAAGAAGAAAAUCUAAAAAUAGUACAUUUAAAAAAGCUUAUAUUGAGUGUACUUGUAUCAAUUUCUUUGAAUCAAUCAUGUAAUUAAUUAAAUUUGUAAGAGAUCUACACUAACAAUAAAAAAGCAUUUAUAAAAUAAAAAAAAAAGGUAGAAUGAUUUGCAUUUAAACUCAUAGCUCAAGCCAACAUGGUAACCGCUCUACUAUUGGAGCACUAAAGAAAAUGGAAGAUUGUAGUUAUCUAUUGUUUCUAUAAUCUCAUCCUAUUUUUUAGGUUUGUCUUCAUUAACUCAGAAGAUCUAUAAUUCAGAUUAUACCACCACCUCAGUUAAGUAAAAUUUCUUUCCCUUGUUCAAUAAACCAAACAAAAAAUUUUAUCACCAAUCGUUUAUUAUCUAAUUGGUUAUUUUUUAUUUUUUUUUACUGAUUAUUGUGUUGUGCAAAAUUUCAGCUUGAUUUGAGAUUGGGUGUGGGAGAAAUCAUGUGUACAAACUUUUUACCAGACAGACAGAAAGAGAGUGUGAGUUGAUAUAAGCUUUCUAAAAAAAAACAACUAAAAACAAAAAUUAAGCAUAAAAUUGUUUUGUUUAUUUUAUUGUCAACAUUCUUUCAAAUUUUGCAAUAUUGGCCUCUCAAAGAUUGAUCGAUGUGAUGCUGCCAUAUAUACAAUAAAGCCUCAGCCCCAAAUAAUCCAAUCCCUUGUCAUACAUCAAAGAUAUGCAACAAGUCCAACAAAGUAAAAAUAAGAUUCAACAUGCUUUCUGUCACUUAGUAACAUGUUAAGAUAAAAAUGUCUAAGUAAACAAAACAAAGAAAGAAAAUAUAAAAAAAACAACUAAAAAAAAAACAACUUUCCUCUAUCUAUAAAAACAGGAACAUAAUUGUCAGUACGAAAGAUUCUAUAGUACUGUACCCUGCUCUUCCCCAACUCAAAAAAGAUUUUUUUAAAAGAUGAACACACAUUUU